UGUCCCCGCCUGCAGGGCUGCAUCUCCCGGGUCAGAGGAAGACGCUGUGCGGGGCGGCGCUCUGUAUCCUCCCCGCCACCUCCAUGUUCCGCAUCCGGAACUGACAGCGACGCCUCUGACAACCGAACGUGGCUCCACCACAGGUCUUUAAUCUGUUUCUAUGACAACAGAGAAGGCUUUGGCAGAGGAAAUGGAGGGUGACUCCAGGGGAACCAAUCAGGUUCCAGAGGACCACCGUGAUGCGGAUGAAAGCUCGGACAAGACUCCGAGCAAGUCUUCCAAAUCGCCCCAGAAGAGCAACAAGAGGCCCAAGACCGUCCCUGUUAAAGUCAGUUUGCUUGACGGCUCCGACUACGAGACUGCCGUUGAGAAAUUUGCCAAAGGCCAAACACUGCUGGACAUGGUGUGUGGCCAUCUGAACCUACUGGAGAGGGACUACUUUGGCUUGACGUUCCACGACCCCGACAACGCCAAGCAUUGGAUGGAUCCGUCCAAGGAGAUUAAAAAGCAAAUUCGGGUUGGCUCCUGGAUUUUGGGAUUCUCUGUUAAAUUCUACCCUCCAGAUCCAUCAGUACUCAUUGAGGACAUCACCAGGUAUUACCUGUGCCUGCAGUUGAGGGAUGACAUCCUGUCUGGCCGUCUGCCCUGUUCUUUUGUUACGCACGCCCUCCUGGGCUCCUACACUGUUCAAGCUGAACUGGGUGACUAUGAGCCUGAGGAACAUGGGCCGGACUAUGUCGCUGACUUUCGCUUUGCACCUAACCAGACACGGGAGCUGGAAGAAAGGGUGAUGGAGCUGCAUCGUAACUAUAGGGGAAUGAGUCCAGCAGAGGCCGAAGUGAGUUUUCUAGAAAAUGCCAAGAAGCUCUCAAUGUAUGGUGUGGACCUUCAUCACGCUAAGGAUUCUGAGGGGAUUGACAUAAUGCUGGGUGUCAGCGCCAACGGUCUGCUCAUUUACCGAGACCGUCUAAGGAUCAACCGCUUUGCCUGGCCAAAGAUCCUCAAGAUCUCCUACAAGAGGAGCAACUUUUACAUCAAGAUUCGUCCUGGAGAGUAUGAACAGUUUGAGAGCACCAUUGGCUUCAAGUUGCCCAACCAUCGGGCCUCGAAGCGACUGUGGAAGGUUUGCAUUGAGCACCACACCUUCUUCAGGUUGGUUUCUCCAGAGCCGCCUCCAAAGGGCUUCCUGGUGAUUGGAUCCAAAUUCCGCUACAGUGGGCGAACUCAAGCCCAAACCAGACAGGCCAGUGCUCUGAUUGACCGGCCCGGCCCUCUGUUUGACCGCUCUGUUAGCAAGAGGUACCUGCUGUCCCGAAGUAUUGACGGCUCUUCAGCUUUAGGUAACAGUAUGGACCAGUUGUCUCAGCGGAGCUCGAGUGAACGAACACAGUUCAUGUCCAGAGAAGACCUGGACCAAGAAGGCAGCCUGGACCUAGACCAUGAUCACUACCACUAUCCGUACCAGGACCAAGACCAGGGUCAUGACACUGACGAGGACUUAGAGCUGAACCGGGGUCCAGAACACAUUCAUGGUGCAAGCAGCUCAACAUGCAGCAAAACUUUGGAACUCAAGGCGGAGGAAGCAGCCUCGCCUGUAGACUCAAAACCAGAGGAUCUGGCCACGGCUCGGCCCAAGCAGGAGCAGUUCUUAGACAAGCCAGAAGAUGUUCUACAGAAACACCAGGCUAGCAUCAAUGAGCUGAAAAGGGCUUUGAGGCAGCCCAAUAGUAAGAUGACACAGCGGGAGAAACGUGCUGGCUCUGCUACUUCUCUUGGAGGAACCCCAGAGCGGAAACCAGAGACACCUUCGACACCUGCCAUUCAUGAGGAACCUCUCAGCGAUUCCGUGCGGGAGCCUUGGGAGCGACGUCUGGGGUCAGUGUCCGAGGACGAUCAAGACCACGAGAUCUUGUACUUGAAGGAAACCCACUUGGGCAUCGAGCGCAAAUGUUCCAGUAUCACAGUCAGCUCCACUUCCAGCCUGGAGGCCGAGGUUGACUUCACCGUCCUCACCGACCUGCACACGGGGAUGGAGGAGUUCUCCCGGGGCAUGUCCGAGCUGGGCGAGCGGGACUUGUCGCCCGACGGGGGUUUGCGGUUCGGGAUUGACUUCCUGCAGCAGCAAGGGCCCUCAGAGUUAUGGCCUCCUUUGGUGUCUGCGCCUCCUGUGUCCGGAGGCGUGAGCAGCAGUCCUCCAGCUAAGCACAUCCAAGCUGAAGAAGUCCGGACAGAACCCAAGCGGAAUGAUGUACAGCCUGUAGUGCCUAAAAAGCCCAAGAGGUCGGUACCAGUGUCAGCUUCAGUGGACCGGGAGCAAGCACACAGGGAAGCCAUUCGGGUCACCAGCGGCGCGCCUCUGAGUCGGGAAGCCAGUGAUGUCAUCGCCGCAGUGAGGAAGACAGACGUCAGGAUGGAGACCCAGCCUAAUGGGUCAGAGGUCACGACGACCAUAGUGGAGUUCACAGAUCAGGAUCACGGUAUGACUGGCCUGAGCGAGGUGUCUUACUCCACAAGACAGAGCGUGUCCCCUGUGCAUAUGGGCAGUCUUGGAAGAGAGACGACAGGGUCUCCCAUCCUUGUCACUGAAAAUGUUACAUCGGCGACCACGCAGGUUACCAAGACGGUGAAAGGGGGCUACUCAGAGACCAGAAUUGAAAAGAGAAUCAUCAUCACAGGAGACGAUGAUGUGGACCAGGAACAGGCUCUGGCCAUUGCAAUCCAAGAGGCCAAGCAGCAGCAUCCUGACAUGCAGGUGACCAAGGCGGUGGUUGUCAGGGAAACAGAAUCAUCCACUGAGGAACGUCAUGCAUCAGCGUCGUGAUUUCCUGACAUUAGAAGCUGUCACGUUUCAUCCCAGAUGACAGCCCUUCCCCCCGAAAGAAAAACGGAACUCUUUUUGAAUCUAAUGUCUUCUAUUCUUAUUUCUGUUGAAACAUAUCUUUAUUCUUGUGACACAGAAUGCUUUGGGGGCG
Molecule: messenger RNA, 2972 nt
Organism: Phycodurus eques (leafy seadragon)
Lineage: Eukaryota; Metazoa; Chordata; Actinopteri; Syngnathiformes; Syngnathidae
Product: protein 4.1
Exons: 23
Coding region: 161-2821 (886 amino acids)
Biological process (GO): cortical actin cytoskeleton organization
Cellular component (GO): plasma membrane; cytoskeleton
Molecular function (GO): actin binding; structural molecule activity
Source: RefSeq, a predicted model, not a curated record